CACAAGUGGCGGUGUGGAAGCCUUCCCAGGUCAUCAGCUGCCACACGGCUGUGGCUGCUAUAAAAACACACCGAGAGUCCGAGACGCCGCCACCAACAAACAAACAGAAGCCACGCCGGAGUCUCGUAUCGCAAACGUCGGAGGCAGGAAGCACCAUCCGCCGUCUCUUCCCGGAGAUGGCCGCUCCCGCCGCCGCCGCCGUGGUGGUGCUGUUCGACUUCGACAAGACCAUCAUCCAGUGGGAUAGCGACGACUGGGUCAUCACCAAGCUCGGCGCCGCCGACGCCUUCAACCGCCUGCGCCCCACCAUGCGCUGGAACUCCCUCAUGGACAGGAUGAUGGGGGAGCUCCACGCGCAGGGGAGGUCGGCCGACGACAUCCGCGAGUGCCUCAGGAGCGCGCCGCUCGACGCGCACGUCCUCUCCGCCAUCCGGACGGCGUCGGCAUUAGGGUGUGAUUUGAAGGUGGUGAGCGACGCCAACUCCUUCUUCAUCGAGACCGUCCUGGAGCAUCACGGCGUCCUCGGCUGCUUCUCUGAGAUCAACACCAACCCCGCGCGCGUGGACGCCCAAGGGAGGCUCAGGAUCUCGCCGUUCCAUGAUCCCACCAGCUCGCCCCAUGGUUGCAGCCUGUGCCCUGACAACAUGUGCAAGGGCAAGAUAAUCCAGAGGAUUCAAGGGACAGACAGUGCCAAGAACAAGCACUUCAUCUACAUCGGUGAUGGGAAGGGGGAUUACUGCCCCUCUCUUAAGCUAGGGGAAGGGGACUAUGUCAUGCCAAAGGAGAAUUAUCCCCUCUGGAGUCUCAUCAGCAGCGAUCCCCAGCUUAUCAAAGCUGAGGUUCAUCCAUGGUCUAGUGGCGAGGAAUUCGAAAGGAUCCUGCUUAAGCUGGUGAACAAGCUGAUCACCUCACAUGCACAGGGGUCCCAAUUGGACUACAAAUGUGACAUGAGCAAUCCAAUAUCAAUGGAAGUGGGUCACCAUCAGACUCUCCCUAUCCCAAAUUGAUCCGUAACCAUAUCCUAGCUCACGUUACAGGCAAGAUUGCGUGACCAUUUUCACAUGCCUCACCAAGGAACUGUCCUCGGUCAGAAUUCAUCCUAGUAUAUGAUGUAACAAAUAAUUGCACUGACUAUGUCGGUGGAUUUUCUGCACAUUGCGUCUCUUAUCAAACUGCAGGAUAGCAUAUGUGAUUAAAUUUAGAAUCAAGACUUGCCCAUCAAACUCUACAGGCAAGUUCAGGGACCCAACAGCAUGUUUAAAUGAGAUAAAACAGUCAACAGUGUAACAGAGUGGUAGUGAUCUGCUAAUGCAGGUGUGGCAUUUUCAGUAAUCAUAUUUAUAAACAGGAUUUACCUUGGCA
Molecule: messenger RNA, 1362 nt
Organism: Triticum aestivum (bread wheat)
Lineage: Eukaryota; Viridiplantae; Streptophyta; Magnoliopsida; Poales; Poaceae
Product: thiamine phosphate phosphatase-like protein
Exons: 4
Coding region: 177-1007 (276 amino acids)
Molecular function (GO): phosphatase activity
Source: RefSeq, a predicted model, not a curated record